Messenger RNA from Lagopus muta (rock ptarmigan), 1288 nucleotides. It is a transcript of the gene FAM163B, whose product is annotated as family with sequence similarity 163 member B. The coding region runs from base 724 to 1206 and encodes 160 amino acids. The record is from RefSeq and is a predicted model, not a curated record. Lineage: Eukaryota; Metazoa; Chordata; Aves; Galliformes; Phasianidae. The transcript is spliced from 3 exons.
AUGUGCCAGCACUGGGAUGGAGGAUCCGUGCGGGACCACCGCGCUCUGUGCGGAGACAUCAGGCUCUGCAGGGGGGUUCCCGUCUCUAUGCACCGAGGGCUUCCAUCCCUCUGUAUCCAACCCCCCUCCCCCUGCAGCGAGGUGAGGAGGAGAAGGUAGAGGAGGACCCGGCAGCGGCGGCGUGCUGUGAAAGAAGGGGGCACCGCGUUCACGCGCCUCUACCCGUGCAGCCCCGGUGCGGGGCUUUGGGAAAGAAGGGGGGGAAGCGGGGAAGGAGGAGGGGGGGCCCGCGCUGCUCCGCACCGCCCUCAUUGGCGGCCCGGUUGGCGCCGGGGCGCGGGGCGGGGAGGGAGCGGCUCCCCCGCACCGCCGCGGCUGCUGCCGGCACCGGCCAUGUGCCGAGAGGAUCCCCGCUGCCGGCUCUCCCGCUCGGUUCCCUGAGCCGGCAUCGGCCUUCCGUCUUGUUUAUCAUUCACUUUAUUUAUACCCCCCCCCCCUCCCCGCAAAUCACUGUUAUUAUUAUUAUUAUUUUAAUUUAUUAAUUUUAUUUGUUUAUUUAUUUCUACUCUUCUCCUUUUUUUUUUUUUUUUUUUAUUUUUUUUUUUUUCUUCAUUCCCGCAUUGAUGCGUUCCGAGCUGGAGACUUCAGGAGACGACGCGGUCCUCACCUGAGCGAUCCGGCACCAUUCCCCCGCUUGAAGGCUGUUAAUGGAGAAGAGGGCGAAUGACAGCCGGGACCGUGGUCAUCACAGGUGGAAUAUUAGCAACUGUCAUUUUACUUUGUAUCAUCGCUGUCCUCUGCUACUGUAGGCUCCAGUACUACUGCUGCAAGAAGGAUGAAUCCGAGGAGGAUGAGGAGGAGCCCGACUUCGCCAUGCACUCCCACAUCCCUCCGCUCCACUGCAACCGCAACGUAGUGCUGACCAACGGGCCGUCCCUCUACGGCUCCUCACCCUUCAGCAAGAAGGCAACGCCGAGUCGCAGCGGCUGCCCGGGCUGCGGGCAGUAUGAGCCUCCAACCUUCUUCCUGCAGGAGCCCCCUGAGGAGCUGCACAACGGGGGGGACCGGGUCAGCUUCCAGACCGUCAGCCAGGAGGAGCUCGACCUGCCGGUGAGCGUGGGUAACCUGCAGGCUCUCAACCCCAACCGGCUCUCAGCCAUGCGUGAAGCCUUCUCCCGCAGUCGCAGCAUCAGCACCGACGUGUGAGCCCUGCGCUGCAUGGAGGACUUCUUAUAAUCCACCACAGUGUUUUAAAAUAAAAUUUAAAGGGAAAAAAAAAAAAAAAAAG